Molecule: messenger RNA, 465 nt
Organism: Vairimorpha ceranae
Lineage: Eukaryota; Fungi; Microsporidia; Nosematidae
Product: prenylated rab acceptor 1-like protein
Exons: 1
Coding region: 1-465 (154 amino acids)
Cellular component (GO): Golgi apparatus
Source: RefSeq, a predicted model, not a curated record
AUGGAAGAACAAUCUCAAUCACCAAGUGUUCAAAAUAUAUUUACGAAUUUAUUAAACAGUAAAACACCGCCUAAAGAAUUUUUUAAUUUUACCAAGACUUCAAUACCGCAAUCUAUAGAUUUAGCCAAAAAAAGAAUUUGUUACAAUUUAGAAAAAUUUAAAACUUUUUACUGUUGCAUAGCUCUUGGAUUUUCAUUUAUUUUUAUUUUAUUUAAACCUUCUGUCGUAUUGCUUAUAGGAUUGGGUGUGCUAUGUACUUAUGGAAAUAUUCAUACACCAACUGUUAAUGGAUUUAAGUUUACUAGAAUGUAUACUAAUUCGUUAACAACUUCUUUGGUUUUAUUGUAUAUUAUAUUUUUUAAUAAUGUCAUAGUUUCUGUGUUAGCACUUAUUUGUUUAUUAACCCUUGGUAUUUUAACCCACGCAGUUACAAUUGAAGAGGAUGAGGUGCAAGAGGACGUUUAA